Molecule: messenger RNA, 1651 nt
Organism: Neoarius graeffei (lesser salmon catfish)
Lineage: Eukaryota; Metazoa; Chordata; Actinopteri; Siluriformes; Ariidae
Gene: smim13
Product: small integral membrane protein 13
Exons: 4
Coding region: 479-745 (88 amino acids)
Source: RefSeq, a predicted model, not a curated record
UCCGGGUCGUUCUGUUGUUGUUGUCUCCAACUCGUCCAGUUUUGCUCGGGAAUAUUUUUCUGAAACGUGUCGCAAUGAUGUAGAAAUCUGACUAACAGAAGACCAGCAGGCUUUCCAUGAGCCGUGUGUGUUCCUGUGAGGAAAGAGUGGACUGUAUGGGGUUUCAUAAAUUAUUAAUUUAUUUAUUAUUAAUCGGAAUCAGAAUCAGAACCGAGUUUUUUGCCAAGUCCGUUUUCACAGGGAAGGAAUUUGCUUUGAUGGUUGGUGCUUGAACAGGAGAGGAGAGUGCAGCUUCAGUGGGAGACGUUUUUGUAUGGUCCGAGUGUCUACAUCCUCCCCUCCCUCGUUUUUGAGCAGGUGCACUUUCCAUGUGGUCCUCGUGCCUGCAGUCCUGGUUUUGUUUUUUGGACCUUCAAAUCUGUGUUUUGCGUGUGAGGGGGGAAGCAUCCUCCCAAUAUAACGGACACAGAGAGAGAGAAUGUGGCAGAGUCUCGGCUUGACUGUGCUGGUCAUCGUGGCCACUCUCUUCUGCGUGUUGCUCUUCAUGGUCUUCGGUUGGUACGUGGUGUGGCAGCUCUUCCUGUCCAAGUUUAAGUUCCUGCGAGAGCUGGUUGGGGACACGGGGUCGCCACAGGCCGAAACGGAACCCUCGGAAUCGGAGAGCGAACGCAGCUCCCCUCCGACGCCCCGCCAUCGAACCAAACCCACACGCCAAAGAGUUGCUUUUCCAAGCAGCAUGACGUAAAUUUCAAGAAAAGCACAGUCAGGCUUUGAAACGAAAUUUACGAAUGAGCCAGUGAGAAAGCAUUUGCCCCCGACCUGCCAAAAAUAAAACGUAGGGGUGCCAAGCAGAAUUCAAAUGCUUAAUAUCGAUGUGUAGAGUCGUAGCCGUAGUCUAUACAGCAUUUUCCUUGACUAAAAGUACAGCCUUCACCUCUCUUUCCUUUCAUUUUAUUAUUCCGUUGUCAGAAACUCCGUCAGUAAUUAGUGUUUGUCCGCUUGGCGAUCACUUCCAGACAUUUUACGAUCAAUCCCAAGUCGUCUGUUUCUCUGAAAAGCGUUUCACGACUGCGUAAGACAUCGCGGACACUUGGAAGACACUUGAACUCCAUUUUCUGUUGCAAGUUCGCUGCGCCUCCUUCGACUGACUUGCCAUCAUGCUGCUAACCAUGUCUUUGAUCCACAUCACAGGUGCUAGGUGAGACGGAACCGUAAAAGGAGACGUAAACAAUGCUCUGAAUGCUAAACAUGUGAUGCAAACUGACAAAACUGUCUGAUUUUACUCACACUCAACUCUUUUAGAUGUCCAACAUGCAAUGCAAGGAGGAAUGUACCAAUCAGCUGCCAGUAAAUAGGCCCCGCCUCUUCGCAAUAAGCCCUUUUCGUGUUCUGUAUGCGAUACGGGGUGGGGGGUGGAGCUUUGUGUAGCCACUCAUCUAGGAUUCACUUUUUUUUUCAACCAUGUUAAAGUUGAAAAUUUAAAGUCAGAUCUGUUACGAGUAGAAAUGGACUCCGACAGAAAGCUCCAUCUCCACUGAAACAGCGUAAAAGCAGCAUGGAAGCUGUUAGAUUUUGUUUUAGGAUCAUUUCUGUUAUGGCAGCAGCUGUAAUAUUCCCUUGACAAUAAAAGUAUUGGAUACAACCUUCCAAA